Molecule: messenger RNA, 570 nt
Organism: Penicillium griseofulvum
Lineage: Eukaryota; Fungi; Ascomycota; Eurotiomycetes; Eurotiales; Aspergillaceae
Exons: 1
Coding region: 1-570 (189 amino acids)
Source: RefSeq, a predicted model, not a curated record
AUGACUCAAGCCAUUCCCGAGGUCCGAACUGCUAUUACCCUUCUGGCCGAUGACGACGUGAGUUGGCCUCGUACUCUCCUCCCUUGGAUUCUGGCCCCCUUCGAAAAGGAUGAAAAAUAUGGUGGGGUGGUGACCUGUCAGCGAUUGCGCCGGGCGAUUGCGCCGAGCCUCUCACAGCGAGUUUGGGGUUUCUUGGGAGCUUUGUACCUGGAACGACGCAACUUUGACUGCGGCGCAACUACCCAUGUGGAUGGUGGACUUCCCUGCAUGUCAGGACGGACGGUUGCGUAUCGGACACAAAUUCUGCAGAAUGAGGCAUUCACCUAUGCCUUCACCAAUGAGGAGUGGUGGUUCGGCAAAUACCAACUCAACGCCGACGAUGAUAACUUUAUCACCCGUUGGAUGGUCUCGCACGGAUGGGAAACUUAUAUGCAGUACCACCCUGAGGCAGAGGUGCUGACUACUCUCGAGGACAACCCUCGUUUCUUGAAGCAAUGCGCCCGCUGGUCAAGAAGUAAUUGGCGGAGCAAUCUGACUUCGAUGUUUCACGAGAAACACAUUUGGCAGUAA